Molecule: messenger RNA, 3389 nt
Organism: Erinaceus europaeus (western European hedgehog)
Lineage: Eukaryota; Metazoa; Chordata; Mammalia; Eulipotyphla; Erinaceidae
Gene: UNC45B
Product: unc-45 myosin chaperone B
Exons: 20
Coding region: 180-2969 (929 amino acids)
Molecular function (GO): Hsp90 protein binding
Source: RefSeq, a predicted model, not a curated record
GAGAAGAUGGAGACUGAAAACUCUUAAGCCCUGAAUUGAGAGCAUAGGCCUUUGACACAGUGUUUUCACUGGCCCAGCUGGGAGGAAUAGAAGUGGAGAUUUGGAGACUCUGAAAUCCUUUCUAGUUGGGUCCAUGCUUCCAGCACAAGCUGUCAUGUCCUUCUGGGCAAUGGGCUUGGAUGGCAGAGGCUGAGGCAGUGCAGCUGAAGGAGGAGGGUAACCGUCAUUUCCAGAUCCAGGACUACAAGGCUGCAACAAAGAGCUACAGCCAGGCCCUUAAACUGACCAAGGACAAGGCGCUGAUGGCUACUCUCUAUCGGAACCGGGCGGCCUGUGGCCUGAAAACGGAGAGCUAUGCUCAGGCAGCUUCUGAUGCUUCCCGAGCCGUUGACAUCAACUCCUCGGACAUCAAGGCUCUGUAUCGGAGAUGCCAGGCCCUGGAGCACCUGGGGAAGUUGGACCAGGCCUUCAAGGAUGUGCAGCGCUGUGCCACUCUUGAGCCAAGAAACCAGAACUUUCAGGAGACUCUGAGGAGGCUCAACACCAGCAUCCAGGAGAAGCUCCGUGUGCAGUUCUCCACAGACUCCAGGGUGCAGAAGAUGUUUGAGAUCCUUCUGGAUGAAAAUAGUGAGGCUGAUAAACUAGAGAAGGCGGCCAACAACCUCAUUGUCCUAGGUCGUGAGGAAGCAGGGGUGGAGAUGAUCUUCCAGAGCAAUGGCGUGGCCCUGCUGCAGCAGCUCAUGGACACCAAGAAGCCUGAGCUGGUGCUGGCUGCAGUACGGACACUGUCGGGCAUGUGCACUGGUCACCGAGCAAGGGCCACAGCAAUUCUCCAUGCAGUCCGCAUAGACCGAAUCUGUAGCCUCAUGGCCGUGGAGAAUGAAGAGAUGUCCCUGGCCGUCUGCAACCUGCUUCAGGCCAUCAUUGACUCUCUGUCUGGAGAGGACAAGCGGGAGCACCGAGGCAAGGAGGAGGCCCUGGUUCUAGACACCAAGAAAGACCUGAAGCAGAUCACCAGUCACCUGCUCGACAUGCUUGUUAGUAAGAAGGUGUCCGGUCAGGGCAGGGACCAAGCCUUGAACCUGCUGAACAAGAAUGUCCCCAGGAAGGACCUGGCCAUUCAUGACAACUCACGUACCAUCUAUGUGGUGGAUAAUGGUCUGAGGAAGAUCUUGAAGGUUGUAGGGCAAGUUCCAGAUCUGCCCUCCUGCCUGCCCUUGACCGACAACACCCGCAUGCUGGCCUCUAUCCUCAUCAACAAACUGUAUGACGACCUGCGUUGUGACCCAGAGCGGGAUCACUUCCGGAAGAUCUGUGAGGAGUAUAUCACUGGAAAGUUUGACCCCCAGGACAUGGACAAGAAUGUCAGUGCCAUCCAGACAGUGUCGGGGAUUCUGCAGGGCCCCUUUGACCUGGGCAAUCAGCUGCUGGGGCUGAAAGGUGUGAUGGAGAUGAUGGUGGCUCUGUGUGGCUCGGAGCGUGAGGUAGACCAGCUGGUGGCCGUGGAGGCCCUCAUCCAUGCUUCCACCAAGCUCAGCCGUGCCACCUUCAUCAUCACUAAUGGCGUGUCACUGCUCAAAAAUAUCUACAAAACCACCAAAAAUGAGAAGAUCAAGAUUCGCACACUGGUGGGACUCUGUAAGCUUGGCUCCGCAGGUGGCACAGACUAUGGUCUCAGGCAGUUUGCUGAAGGGUCGACGGAGAAACUGGCUAAACAGUGUCGCAAAUGGUUGUGCAAUGCAUCCAUUGACACCCAGACCCGGAAAUGGGCCGUGGAGGGCAUGGCCUACCUCUCACUGGAUGCUGAUGUCAAGGAUGACUUUGUGCAGGACCUCCCUGCCCUGCAGGCCAUGUUUGAACUGGCUAAGACCUCUGACAAGACCAUUUUGUACUCAGUGGCCACCACCCUGGUGAACUGCACCAACAGCUAUGACGUGAAAGAGGUCAUCCCAGAGCUGGUCCAGCUCGCCAAAUUCUCCAAGCAGCACGUGCCUGAGGAGCACCCCAAGGACAAGAAGGACUUCAUAGACAUACGGGUGAAGCGACUCCUGAAGGCUGGUGUCAUCUCUGCGUUGGCCUGCAUGGUGAAAGCAGACAGUGCCAUCCUUACUGACCAGACCAAAGAACUGCUGUCCAGGGUGUUCCUAGCAUUGUGUGACAACCCAAAGGACCGAGGCACCAUUGUGGCUCAAGGUGGUGGCAAGGCCCUGAUUCCCCUGGCUCUGGAGGGCACAGACGUAGGCAAGGUGAAGGCAGCCCAUGCCCUUGCAAAGAUCGCCGCCGUCUCCAAUCCUGACAUCGCCUUCCCUGGAGAGCGGGUAUAUGAGGUGGUGCGGCCCCUUGUGAGUCUCCUGGACACGCAGAGAGAUGGGCUUCAGAACUACGAAGCUCUCCUAGGCCUCACCAACCUGUCUGGGCGGAGUGACAAACUCCGGCAGAAGAUCUUUAAAGAGAAGGCUUUGCCAGACAUCGAGAACUACAUGUUCGAGAAUCAUGACCAGCUGCGACAGGCAGCCACCGAAUGCAUGUGCAACAUGGUGGUAAACAAGGAGGUGCAGGAGAGGUUCCUGGCUGAUGGGAAUGACCGUCUGAAGCUGGUGGUUCUGCUCUGUGGGGAAGAUGACGACAAGGUGCAGAAUGCAGCAGCAGGGGCCCUGGCCAUGCUGACAGCAGCACAUAAAAAGCUGUGCCUCAAAAUGACUCAAGUGACAACUCAGUGGUUGGAAAUCCUACAGCGGCUCUGCUUGCAUGACCGGCUGUCAGUUCAACACCGUGGCCUGGUCAUUGCCUACAACCUGUUGGCAGCUGACGCUGAGCUGGCCAAGAAGCUAGUGGAAAGUGAACUUCUGGAGAUCCUUACUGUGGUGGGCAAACAAGAGCCAGAUGAAAAGAGAGCCACAGUGGUUCAGGCUGCCCGGGAAUGUCUCAUCAAGUGCAUGGAUUAUGGUUUCAUUAAGCCUGUGUCCUAGACAGGGGCUUCUUUAAAUUUGUGUCUUAUAUGAUUGGGCUGGUCCUAUAUACUGUGUAGAGUCCUGAGUUGGGCACUUUCAGGAUGUCAUUUCAGCUAGGUAUCAUAGCAGUGGUGAUGAAGUAUCCAUGAAAAAGAAAGUCUUGGUUACUCCCAGAGUUAUGAGUCUUCCGUUUUGCCCUAGGAAUGUCUAGAUGUUUCACUGGUUCUCUUAUUCCCUCUCUCUUUACAUCUGUCAUGUUCCAAAAAUACCUCAAAUAGCUUUCAUCUGAGAUUUGGGAAGCAGGUAGGAGAAUUGUUUCUAUACUUAAUCCAUAGGCUAGGAUAGUGGGCUGAAGUUCUUUAUAUUUUGAAUAAUGAUUGCAUGUUUAAGUAGGACCUACUAAUGUGUGAAUAUAAAGGUUACUGCUGUUGUAACGGA